AUGCCUCUCGUCGUACCUGGUAUCAACAACAACUCCUCCGAUGACAAGACCGAGGAGUGGACCAACAAGCUUGUCGGCAAGAAGCUCCACGAGGAGGAGUCCAACGAGACUACCUUCUGCAAAAGGGAUCUCCCCGAGGAGACGCGCGUCAUUGAGCCUGGUAUGAUGGUCACCAAGGAUUUCAGACCCUCCAGACUCAACGUACAUGUCAAGGAGGACGGGACCGUCUCUCACGUCAACCACGGUUGA
This is a messenger RNA of Colletotrichum orchidophilum, 249 nucleotides long. RefSeq lists its product as uncharacterized. NCBI's taxonomy places the organism in Eukaryota, Fungi, Ascomycota, Sordariomycetes, Glomerellales, Glomerellaceae. The coding region runs from base 1 to 249 and encodes 82 amino acids. The record is from RefSeq and is a predicted model, not a curated record. The transcript is spliced from 2 exons.